This is a messenger RNA of Conger conger (European conger), 3557 nucleotides long. RefSeq names its product vesicular inhibitory amino acid transporter-like. Lineage: Eukaryota; Metazoa; Chordata; Actinopteri; Anguilliformes; Congridae. The transcript is spliced from 2 exons. Gene Ontology annotation, molecular function: amino acid transmembrane transporter activity. The record is from RefSeq and is a predicted model, not a curated record. Gene Ontology annotation, cellular component: vacuolar membrane. Bases 460 to 2049 code for a protein of 529 amino acids. Gene Ontology annotation, biological process: amino acid transmembrane transport.
CGCCGCAUCGGCAUCAGUAACACCCCAGCCCGAGCGCUGCCUCCACCGAUCCACCAUCCUGGACAAAAAUCUUAUUUUGAACAAGAGAAACAAAUAAUCGUCACAACAAGAAGAAGAGGCUUGCAACAUGAAAGUUGUUCUUGUGCCGUCUGCGUUCAGAGAUUAACCGUUGCUCAUUUAAAUGCGGUCGUCUUGCUGUCAUUUUCCUGAAACAGACGACGGCGCAAACAAGAUGCGGGAAUCAAGAAGCGAUAUCUGAAGGUGACAUGAACCACGGGACAAUCUGGACCAGCGGGUGCACUUUACAGAACAACUACAGAUAACAACCGAAGACCGAAGUUUAAAAGUCCGCUUUUAUUCAGCUUUAGUCUUGCGUUCGCACGCCCCCUGUUUCAAUUAACAGUAUCCCUUCUUUGCGUUCACACAACAACAAAAAAACCUUUCUAUUGUGAAGCAACCAUGGCCACCUUAAUCCGAAAUAAGAUUUCCAACGCAGCGACGUCUGUGUCCAACAAGUCUCAGGCGAAGGUCAGUGGCAUGUUCGCUAAAAUGGGGUUCCAGGCCGCGACGGACGAGGAGGGCUUGGGCUUCGUCGCCUGUGACGAUCUGGAUUACGAGUACAGACAGGGGAUGCAGAUGGACAUCCUCAGUACCGACGGGGCCGGCGGAGAGGGGAGCGGGGAAGGCGGGGAAGGCGGGGGGGACGGCACGGUGGAAGGAGACAGCCACUACCAGAGAGACGGCACAGGUCCCCCGCCCUCCUCUUCCAAAGACGGCGGAGUGUGCGCAGAGCUGGCCGCGCAGGACAAGCCCAAAAUCACCGCGUGGGAAGCGGGCUGGAACGUCACCAACGCCAUCCAGGGCAUGUUCGUGCUCGGGCUCCCGUACGCCAUCCUGCACGGCGGGUACCUGGGGCUCUUCCUCAUCAUCUUCGCGGCGGUGGUGUGCUGCUACACGGGCAAGAUCCUGAUCGCCUGCCUGUACGAGGAGAACGAGGACGGGCAGCUGGUGCGCGUGCGUGACUCGUACGUGGACAUCGCCAACGCCUGCUGUGCCCCCCGCUUCCCCGCGCUGGGCGGCCACGUGGUCAACAUCGCCCAGAUCAUCGAGCUGGUGAUGACCUGCAUCCUGUACGUGGUGGUGAGCGGGAACCUCAUGUACAACAGCUUCCCCAGCCUGCCCGUGUCGCAGAAGGCCUGGUCCAUCAUCGCCACCGCCGCGCUGCUGCCCUGCGCCUUCCUGAAGAACCUGAAGUCCGUGUCCAAGUUCAGCCUGCUCUGCACGCUCGCCCACUUCGUCAUCAACGUCCUGGUCAUCGCCUACUGCCUGUCGCGGGCACGCGACUGGGCCUGGGACAAGGUCAAGUUCUACAUCGACGUCAAGAAGUUCCCCAUCUCCAUCGGCAUCAUCGUGUUCAGCUACACCUCGCAGAUCUUCCUGCCCUCGCUGGAGGGCAACAUGCAGAAGCCCGCGGAGUUCCACUGCAUGAUGAACUGGACCCACAUCGCCGCCUGCAUCCUGAAGGGCCUGUUCGCCCUGGUGGCCUACCUCACCUGGGCCGACACCACCAAGGAGGUGAUCACGGACAACCUGCCGUCCACCAUCCGCGCCGUGGUCAACCUCUUCCUGGUGGCCAAGGCUCUGCUCUCCUACCCCCUGCCCUUCUUCGCCGCCGUGGAGGUCCUGGAGAAGUCCCUGUUCCAGGAGGGGGGCCGCGUGUCGCUGCCGGACUGCUACGGGGGCGACGGCAGGCUGAAGUCCUGGGGCCUGAGCCUGCGCUGCGCCCUGGUGGUGUUCACGCUGCUCAUGGCCAUCUACGUGCCGCACUUCGCCCUGCUGAUGGGCCUGACGGGCAGCCUGACCGGCGCCGGGCUCUGCUUCCUGCUGCCCAGCCUCUUCCACCUCAAGCUGCUCUGGAGGAAGCUCCUGUGGCACCAGGUGUUCUUCGACGUCUCCAUCUUCGUGAUCGGCGGCAUCUGCAGCAUUUCCGGCUUCAUCCACUCCACGGAGGGGCUCAUCGAGGCCUACAAAUACAACAUUCACGACUGACGAGCGCGGGCGAAGAACGAAGCGCGUGGGCCAAAACCGUCCGCGCACGUCGCUACCGCGGCGCUGCUCAGUUGUUCUAGAGCUGCGCGCGCACAAACAACACAGGCGCACCUCACAGACGAACUUAAAAAAAAAAAAAAAAAAAAAAGAAGAAGAAGAAAAAAAAGACAGAGAAUCUAUAGCGUCUACACCCACACCAGGAGCGACCUGCGCAAUGCGAAACAAUAUAAAUAUGAACAAGGGUUCACGUGCAUAUUUUACUGUGGAGUGAACGUUUACCAGUCCAGUCAACCGAACAAAACAAAAAAAGGCAACCGUAUAAUUAGUCUAUAUGUGACUGAAUAUCUGAAUUCGUUUUUUUCUUUCUUUUUUACAUAUAAUUCCAAUAUAUGACAUCGUGGCGUGGUGGUUGGGAAUAAAACAGAACGUUUGUAUACAUAACAUAGUAAAUGCUCAGUGUUCAGACUACACAUGGUCUCAGUUGCAUUGGCACUGGAUAUUUUAGCGUGAUAACCUAAAUUUCAGAGUUAUUGUCUUAAAUACAGCAACUUGCAAUAUUUUAAUAAUCAUAUCAAAGGCACAAUAAUGGUCAGUAUCUUCAGCGUUCAAAAAGAUACUGCCGCAAAUCUAAGGCUGCUGUUUAUAGUAAGGUAAUUUAUUUUAAAUAAAUACAUAUUUUAGACGGAUUGUAAAUAGGAAUAAAGACGUUAAGAGGUUAUGUAACGCACAUCUGAAUUCUCAGCUUCGGGCAGAAAAUACCGCCAAGCGAAAUGAGCGAGCGGCUCUUCAUGCAAAUACCCGGUUCUGUAAAAUAUAAUUAGGAAGGGUUGCAUACAGAACUUCAUGGGGCGGAACUGCGCGAUGACAAAUUAGUGCAGUCGCGUGCCGUCCCUCCCCAGCAUUAAAAAUAAAAAAGAACAUCGAAGCGACUCGAAAUCGAAUCUAAAAUCAACACAAUAGAAAGCAUGAACAUAGACUAGAUAAGUGAAACAAACACUAAAGCUUACUUUAUGACGAGGAAACGAUACUGCGACCAAAUUAACCCGCUAAUAAACAAAGGGUCCAUUCUGCUGACAUUCGGUCUGCCAAACAGCACAGAAAGCCACCCAGCCCCCGAGAAUUGAAGGCCCCCUAAACCGCAUUUGUGAGAAAAACAUGUUAUGACGACAUUAAAACUGACGCGACUAUCCUCUCCGGUUACUUAUCGCUUAUUCACAUAGUUUAUUAUUUUUUUUAAAUCACCUCCUCCGCUCAGCGAGGAAAACAACAACAGUCCUUUGUGGUUUGGCAUCCUUAUGUCCGACUUUUACGUUCAGAAUAGUGUUUUUAUAUGAAUAAAAAAUAAAGAAACGUGCAUCCAUCUCAUUCUGUGCAAUCCACGGGUGCUGUUGAAAUGUUAUGAAACCGUGUGUGUAGUGUUAUUGUGCUUUCAAAAAGAUGGAAUGUGUGUCACAAAUUAUCUCUCGUGAAAAUACAUAUAUUGAAGAAUAAAGAAAUACGUGAAAUAC